AUGGAGGACGAGCUCCAGGAGCUCGAGCGCAAGCGCCAGCGCGAAGCCGACCUGGAGCGCGAGCUCGAGGAGAUCAUGGAGAUGGAGGAGGAGCUGGCUCGCCUCGAGGAGGAGGAGGCCCAGCUGGCCGAGAUGCGGCGCGUCGAGGAGGAGCUCAAGCAGCUCGAGGAGGAGCAGCGCCUCGAGGAAGAGCGCGUCGAGAGCGAACUCAAGGAGCUCAUGGCCCGCGAGCAGAGCCAGCAGCAGCCGUCGCCCGCCGCCGCGGAGGAGACCGAGGAGGAGCGCCUGCGCCGCGAGGAGGAGGAGCUGGCCCGCAUGGAAGCCGAGCUGGCCGCCGCCGAAGCUGACGUGGCAGCGCCCGCCGCCGCUGACACGCCGUCGACACCUGCGGCCAGCGCCCCCAAUCCCAAUGCCGGCGGUGUGGCCAACAAGCCCAAGACGCAGAAGGAGAAGGAGGAGGCGUGGCGCAACAAGAUCGGGUCGGGCGACGACGAGGGCGGAUCGAAGGCCAAGGAGGAGGAGAUCCGCCGCAAGAAGGAGGAGGAGCGACAGCAGCUGGCGCGCAACGCCAAGGUGGGUCGCAUCGCCUCCAUGUUCACGGGCGAGGUCAAGGAGCGCGACAGGGCCGAGGAGGCGCGCGAGAAGGAGGAGGAGAUGCGCCGCAUCGCCGAGGCCGUCAAGGAGCGCAAGCAGGAGAGCGCGUUCCUCAAGGGUCCCGACGACGACAGCGCCGACAGGCACCAGAAGGAGGUCGAGCGCGAGGAGGCUCUCCCCAAGACGCCGCGCAAGAACGUUGAAGAGGAGUGGAAGAAGAAGGUCGAGCAGGAGGAGAAGGAGAAGCGCGAGAAGGAGGAGCGCGAGAAGCAGCAGAAGCUGGCCAACCGUCGCAGCGUGAAGAUCACUGAGGAGGACUGGAAGAAGAAGAUCGAGGAGGAGGAGCGCGAGAAGAAGGAGAGCGACAAGGCGCGCGAGAAGGAAGAGGAGAUGCGCCGCAUCGCCGAAGCAGUCAAGGAGCGCAAGCAGGAGAGCGCGUUCCUGAGCGGCGAGGAGCCCAAGGACGACAGGCACCAGAAGGAGGUCGAGCGCGAGGAGGCCCUCCCCAAGACGCCACGCAAGAACGUUGAAGAGGAGUGGAAGAAGAAGGUCGAGCAGGAGGAAAAGGAGAAGCGCGAAAAGGAGGAGCGCGAGAAGCAGCAGAAGCUGGCCAACCGUCGCAGCGUGAAGAUCACUGAGGAGGACUGGAAGAAGAAGAUCGAGGAGGAGGAGCGCGAGAAGAGGGAGAGCGACAAGGCGCGCGAGAAGGAAGAGGAGAUGCGCCGCAUCGCCGAGGCCGUCAAGGAGCGCAAGCAGGAGAGCGCGUUCCUGAGCGGCGAGGAGCCCAAGGACGACAAGAUCCAGAAGGAGAUCGAGCGCGAGGAGGCGCUGGCCAAGACGCCACGCAAGAACGUCGAGGAGGAGUGGCGCAAGAAGGUCGAGCAGGAGGAGAAGGAGAAGCGCGAGAAGGAGGAGCGCGAGAAGCAGCAGAAGCUGGCCAACCGUCGCAGCGUGAAGAUCACUGAGGAGGACUGGAAGAAGAAGAUCGAGGAGGAGGAGCGCGAGAAGGAGCGGGCCGACAGCGAGGCGGCGCGCAAGAAGGAAGAGGAGAUGCGCCUCAUCGAGGAGGAGCGCAAGCGCAGGAAGGAGAGCGGCGGCGACGCCCCGGGGUCGACGACGACGUCGGAGCCGCACCCGCGCGAGACGGUCAAGGCUGGAACGGUUAUCGAGCGCGGUCCCCACGGCGGCGUCCCGCGAGCCGCGUCGGCGCCCUCAAUCCCAGCAACCACGGCCGGCGGCGGCAGCGGCAUCCAGCGACCGGUGUCGGCCGCCCCGAGCCCGGCCACGGCCAACAAGAAGAUCACAGUCCGCGGCGAUGCGUGCGCCGUGUGCGCCAAGACCGUCUACAUCAACGAAAAGCUCUCGGCCGACGGCAAGAUCUUCCACAAGCUCUGCUUCCGAUGCGCGCACUGCAACAAGACCCUCUCCCUGGGCAACUACGCUGGUCUUGAGGGCAAGCUCUACUGGUACGCUCCUCUCCUCCUCUUCUGCAAGCUCUCGUCCUCUUCCUCCAGCAAGCCGCACUUCAAGCAGCUCUUCAAGCUGAAGGGCAACUACGCGUCGGGCUUCGGCGGCCAGACGCCUGUGGAGGAGUGGAACCAACAGAAGUCCAUGCGCGCUCAACAGCAGUGA
Messenger RNA from Acanthamoeba castellanii str. Neff, 2226 nucleotides. RefSeq names its product LIM domain containing protein. The record is from RefSeq and is a predicted model, not a curated record. Bases 1 to 2226 code for a protein of 741 amino acids. NCBI's taxonomy places the organism in Eukaryota, Discosea, Longamoebia, Acanthamoebidae. The transcript has 3 exons. Gene Ontology annotation, molecular function: actin filament binding. Gene Ontology annotation, biological process: actin filament bundle assembly. Gene Ontology annotation, cellular component: plasma membrane; actin cytoskeleton.